AUGGCUGUGGAGGCCGUCCCUAGUCGAACAAGAACACUCUUGUUUCUAGUUAUUUUCAUGGUCAUCACAGCCAUACUUCUACUCUCAAUGUCAAACUCAACAACAGUGUCUUCGGGGAAAGAAGGUAAAAACCGAAAACAAGAGGAAGACAACGACGACCGUAAUCUGGUUCGCUGCCUGAGGCACCUCUUCGGUCCAUUGCCUCCACCACCAAAGGAUGAAAUUGGGCGUACACUUGCAAGUAUGGACCAUGUACUGUGCAGAGAAACGAUUCAUGACAUUGGUUAUGAUAUUAGGGCAUCAGGCAAAAUACCACAUUAUCUUAUUGAAGAAGCUUCCACAAUUCAAGAACAAUGA
Ilex paraguariensis (yerba mate) is the source of this 357-nucleotide messenger RNA. NCBI's taxonomy places the organism in Eukaryota, Viridiplantae, Streptophyta, Magnoliopsida, Aquifoliales, Aquifoliaceae. The record is from the annotation of a GenBank genome assembly.